CUCACCACCAAAGGGAAAGCAGUAGGUCAGGGGCUUCUCGGAGCCAGCCUCAGAGCCCGUCACCAACUCUGCAGGAAAGGGUUUUCCAAAGUCUCCCCUGGCUGCUGAAUCUCCUGGGAAAACUUAAUAUCUACAACUUACGUCACUGACAAAGGAUUACCUGGGAAAAUUAAUAUCUACAGCUUCCUCACUGACACAGAGUGAGCAUGGGAGGACGGAAGAUGGCCAGAGACGAAGAAAAUGCCUAUGGUUCCGAAGACGCCGCGCAGGCCCCGCAGGAGCCCAGGCUGAGGCUCAUCCUGGCCGGGAGGACAGGAGCCGGCAAGAGCGCCACGGGCAACAGCAUCCUGGGCCAGAGGCGGUUCCUCUCCAGGCUCGGAGCCGCGUCCGUGACCAGAACCUGCGCCGUGGGCAGCCGGAGGUGGGCCGGGGGGCACGUGGAAGUCAUCGACACCCCGGACCUGUUCGGCGCCGAAGACCCGGAGACAGAGCCGGGGUGCGGGGAGAGAGGCCGCUGCUACCUGCUCUCGGCCCCCGGGCCCCACGCCCUGCUCCUGGUGACCCAGCUGGGCCGCUUCACCGCCCAGGACCAGCAGGCCGCGCGGCGGCUGAGGGACAUGUUCGGCGACGGCGUGAUGGCGCGCACGGUCGUGCUCUUCACGCGGAAGGAGGACCUGGCGGGGGACUCGCUGCAGGACUACGUGCGCUGCACCGACAACCGCGCGCUGCGGGAGCUGCUGGCCGAGUGCGGGGGCCGCGCCUGCGCCUUCGACAACCGCGCCACCGGCGGGGAGCGGGAGGCCCAGGUGGACGAGCUGAUGGCGCUGGUGGAGCGGCUGGUCGGGGCCCACCGGGGCGCCCCCUACACGAACGACGUGUACCGCCUGGCGCAGGCGCUGGGCGGCGCGCGCCCCGAGGAGCGGCUCCGCAGGGUGGCGGAGACCGUGGCCGCCCGCCUGCAGAGGCGGCGGGGGCGCGGGCUGCUGGCCGCGCUGUGGGAGUGGAGGAGGGCGCCCUGGAGCCGGGCCAGGCUGGGGGUGGCCGCCCUGCUGGUGGCCCUGGGCCUGCUCUACCUGCUGCUCUCCAGGUUCCGGCAGGACGCCUUGGGUGACGUGGAUUCUAAGUGACAGACGCCAAAGAGGACUGUGACCCACCAACUGAUAAGCACAUUCAUGCCUGGUGUUCUGCCCCUUCAGGGCUCACAGGUGCUCCUUCCCUCCCUCACCUCCCUCUGAUCUACCAACUUCAGAGUCCUGCCAGGUCCCUUCUCCCUCCCCUGACCUUCCCAUGUGACCUGGCCCUCCCUUAGCUCUCUUCCUACUGAAGCCAAACAGCCCUUGUCGCUUUUGCUUAUUUCCCACUGACCUCUGGCUGCCCUUCCCUGGCACGGAAUUGUCUUUGCUGCUGAAAGCAGAUGAGGAGCACCUGUCCUCUCAUCCCCUGGACUCCCCACAGGACCAAGGGCAGAGACAACACAGAUCCUCAGGACAUACUCGUUUAUUUGAAUAAAUAAGUGUACUGGACAUCA
This is a messenger RNA of Diceros bicornis minor, 1528 nucleotides long. Its product is annotated as GTPase IMAP family member 1-like. Gene Ontology annotation, molecular function: GTP binding. NCBI's taxonomy places the organism in Eukaryota, Metazoa, Chordata, Mammalia, Perissodactyla, Rhinocerotidae. The coding region runs from base 207 to 1127 and encodes 306 amino acids. The transcript is spliced from 4 exons. The record is from RefSeq and is a predicted model, not a curated record. Gene Ontology annotation, cellular component: endoplasmic reticulum.